AUGAGCCUGAAAGCAUCUCUCUACCUGCCCAAAUCUCUUCUGCAUGAGCAUGAAAUUGAGGUCAAAUCAAGUGCUACAGGUUUGGGAAGUUUAGCUGAAAUCUGUUUUACCAUCUUUCUUUCUUUCUUUCUUUUUGACAACAGUGGAACAAAAUUGGUCACUUCAAGUGGAGACACAACAGUCCGCAUAUGGGACUUCACAAAGGGUGGAUGCAUCCUGACUUUAGCAGGGCACAGCUGUGCAGCAUGGGACUGCUCUUGGCAUUCAUGUGGAGAUUUUGUCGCUUCAGCCUCUAUGGAUAAAACUAGCAAAGUAUGGGACCUAAACAGUGAGAGAUGCCGAUAUACCUUACGUGGCCAUAAGGAUUCAGUAAACAGCAUCCAGUUUCUUCCAUUCUCCAACAUCAUUCUCACCAGCUCCGCAGACAAGACCUUGUCUCUUUGGGAUGCAAGAACAGGACUGUGUGCGCAGACCUUUUGUGGUCAUAUGCAUUCCUGCAACCAUGCCACAUUUAACAUGAAGGGCGAUACUAUUGUUUCCUGUGAUUCUUAUGGUGUGUUGAAACUGUGGGACAUUCGAAAGGGAGUACCUAUGGUAUCAAUUGAUGCAGGACCACAUCCUGGCAACCACGUCACUUUUGACCCAUCUGGUCAUAUUGUGGCUCUUGCAAGCAAUGAUGGAACUGUCAAGACCUUAGAGCUGAAGUCCGGGCAACUUUCCAGCUUGUUGGGCCAUGAAGAUGAGGUCCAAAGCGUCAUAUUUGAUCAUAAAGCAGAGCAUCUAGUUUCAGGUGGCUCUGAUGGCACCGUGAGAAUCUGGAACUAAGGCUCUUGCCCGCAAUUGAGAGAAAUCUCACAAAAAUGUUUUGACAUCCCUCUAGUGUGGAAGUGAGCUUCCAGUGUAUUUGUCAUUAAGGGUGAAGUGAAGCAAAUUCAUGGAAUAUAAAGUUUCUGUGUC
Molecule: messenger RNA, 957 nt
Organism: Pogona vitticeps (central bearded dragon)
Lineage: Eukaryota; Metazoa; Chordata; Lepidosauria; Squamata; Agamidae
Source: RefSeq, a predicted model, not a curated record